CUCCGUGGCAGUCCAUCCCCGCACGACCAAGCAUUGCGCCAGCGCCCACUCGGGGAACCAAAGAGAGUUCAGAGGGGGUGCAAUCAUCCGCAGCCAUUUGGGGUCAAGCAGUUUUACCGGUUCUGGGGCACUCGAGAGGCGGGGCGCAGCGACCUCACCCUCACGAUCUUUUUGCAAUGCCGCGCCGGGCCAUGCACUGCGUCCGCGCUCUUUUCGGGCGCUCCCGCCGCAGGGAGCCGCUUCAGGACAUCACGGAACCGUUGACGAACGGAGUGCCGGAGCGUACCCCGGAGGACCUCGAGACCGCGAAGACAGCUGUCGUUGCCGAGGCGAACGCCGCCAAGGAUGCAGCGGGAGCCACGGCGCCUUCGCCCGAGCAGUCGACGGCGGUGGCGGACGCCGCAGUGUCCGAGGCGGAGGAGUCGCCCGCGGCAGUGGAUAUCUCGGCGCCUGCGCCUGAGCAGGCGCCGGCACCCGCGCUCGAGGAGGCCCCGACGGCGACCGACGAGGCGGCGGCGGCUCCCGCUCCUUCCGCGGAACCGCGGCAGGAAGAGCCCGCGGCGACGGCCGCGGCAGCGCCCACGGCGGCGCAGUCGCCGGCGGCCGCGCUCGAGGAGGCCUCGACGGCGGCCGACGAGGCGGCGGCGGCCCCCGUGCCCUCCGCGGAGACGCGGCAGCAGGGGCCCGCGCCGGCGGCCGCUGCAGCUCCCGCGGCGGAGCAGGCGCCGGCGGCGGCGGUGGACGGCGCGGUGCCCUCGCCCGAGGAGCGGCCAACGAGACGCCGUCAGCUGCCGCGGCCCCUGCGGAGAGGCGGCGGCGGUGCCAGCGACCGCCGGCGAGGCCGAGGAGCCGAGGGGGGACAGGCGGGAGGCGGCGGAGCCGACGCUCCGGGAGGAGAAGCGGAAGGACGCGGCCACGGGCAAGGGCACGGGCAAGGGCAGCGGCGCCCAGAAGAGGGGGAAGCCCAAGCGUAAGGCUUGAGCGCACGCGGGGGGGCCGCCUUCGGGCGUCGGCCGUGGGCACAGGCGGAGGGUCCAGAGUCGGCCCUCUGAGGCCUGCUCUCCACUUGCUCUUCCCACCGCCCUUCCAGUCUCCGGCCUCCACUUGCUCUUUCCACCGCCCUCCACUUGCUCUUCCCUCCACUGUGCUCGUCCCACCGCCCUUCCAUACUCGUCUCUUCGCGCGAGCGCUUAGGGCAAGGUCUGCUGCGAGGGCAUCAGAUUUUGAAAUUCUGCAUCGGCUUUAAUUUAGGAGCCUUGCGCCGAAAUAGCGCAGUUUUAGGAUCUCCGGCGACCCCUCCUGGAGGCGGUCUUUGCAGCGUGUUUCGAAGGAGACGCGGCCUAUGCAAGAUACAUCCGGG
This is a messenger RNA of Prorocentrum cordatum, 1360 nucleotides long. The record is from the annotation of a GenBank genome assembly. Lineage: Eukaryota; Dinophyceae; Prorocentrales; Prorocentraceae.